GACGUCAUUCUAUGUUAUGCAAAUAAUUUACCAGUCUCUACCAUCCCGAAACUCUGCGGAGAGUACGAAAUCGGACAAGAAUUUCAUAGAAAAUAAUUCUAAAUAGUGAGGAAAAAUCGUAUGUAACAAGUCGUAUAACUGCAACAUACAUGUGACGGUCAUUUCGGAUGACAAUAUAAGGAAAUAAACUUAAUCAAAGUAUUGAAUUGCAUCUUUUAGUGCAACAACAGAAUAGUCGAGGCAGCAGUCAAGCAAGAUGGGUUGCGCAUCUUCAGCUCAGCCACAGGGCCCAAGGGAAUAUCCAAAACAACCUCCUAAAGAACCACCACCACCACAGCAAUAUGGUCAACCGCAGGUCCAACCACAGAGAGCCAACCCUCCUCCACCACCACCACAAACACAAGCACCACCCCCACAACAACAACCUCAAACUGUUGUCUUGCAACAAAGUAUGCAAAUGAAUACAACAACAGGGCCACCACCUUCUCAACCAGCACAACAGCAGCCUCCUCCUCCACAACAGACAGCAGCUCCUGAGCAUGCUGAAAUCACUGAAGCAUUGGUGAAUUCCCUUCUAGAGCUAGAAGGUGAUAUUGCCAUGUUGGAAAGUCGUAAUGUAUUCAAGCAGUAUCAGAUGAAGAAGGAACAGAACUUGAAGGUAGAGGCACAGGUUAAAUCAAUGACAGCGAUGCAUCAACAGCUUGAGGCUCAAACGAAAAAAGAAUAUCAAGAUGUGGUAGACCUACAACAUAACACAUCAGUGAGACAGAUGUGGUCUCAACAACAGUUUGAUGCACAGAUGAGCAAAGAACAGCAGUUCAACCAAGCACAAAAGGAAUACAUGGAUGCACUCAACAAGCAGGAGAUCAGUCAGAAACAGUUAGCAGCUCUCAGACAGCAGUUGACCUUGCUCUCCAAUGAAGUAACUUCAUUCAAAGCAGAUAAGGACAAACUACAAGGAUUAUACGACAAACAGGAUGAGACCCUUGCAUAUAUCUUUGAUGGUAAAUAUGGCAGUGAGGCUGAGUACAGGCUGGAGUCUGAACUUGAUAUGCUUCAAGAGCGUAAGCAGAGAGUAGCGGUGGCCCGUUAUAAGUGGAACAACUCACAUACCCUAGUCAAGCAUGCUUGUGGCCAACUUAGCUUUGGGAUCAGAAGAUGGGCUGAUGUUAUACAAUUACCAGUACAGCAAAGUGCGAUAAGAUACCAGUUUGCCGCUGAAGCUCGUAACAAUCUUGUUGCUGCUGCACAGAACAUCACGACAGCCCAGCAGUACUUGAACACCAUCAAGUUCCCAUACUGCACACCGGAUGAGAUCGAGACACUGAAUAAAGCUAUCAAUAACAUCUUCACUGAUAUGAUGCAUCCUGAUAGGCACAAGCAUGCCAUGGAAUGCUACGUCACCGUCUACAAACGAUCAGCAGCUCUUAUACAGUGGUUUGAGCAUGUGAUCAACAAGACAAUCAACAAAGAUUUGGAGAAGACGACAAGGAACUGUGCUGCCAAACAAAAAGAACUCAAGAUGGAGAGAAUGAAACUAGUCCAGGAGAAGGUCAAGGAGAAACUUGGAGCAGACGUUGCUUCUCGCUUGCAGACAAAGUCACAGGCUAAUGAUGCUGAGCUAGCAGAAGAAAAGGAUGAACCUGAGUUAGCAAUGUUGGUUGAUGCAGACUCUGUCUCACAAGCCGGUGAUGAUAGUCUUGCUCCAGAGGGAAGUGCUGAUGUGAAUGCACCCACUCCUCUUGGGCUUGAAGAGCUUGCUCCUACGCCUGCUAUGGAUGACAUCUUUGGUAACAUUGAGGAAUUGAAGAAGCAGCAUGAGGAGCAGGUAAAGGAAUAUGAACGUCAGCAAGAGGUGAACAAAACCAGAGCUGACCAGGAUCUACAGAGCAAGUUGGCUGCCCGUCGCUCUAGGCGACAACGCCAAGCAGCCCAGGAGGCAGAGAUGGCCGCCCUUCAAGGAGAUGCUCCGUAUUAGAGUACCUAGUGUCUAGUAAUGACCAAAGGCUGUCUGACCAGAGGUGCUGAUGACCAGUGGACAUACUGGUUGUUAUUGUCUGCCUUCUUCCAUUCAGGAUGCUGCCCAAGAGUACCAUUGACAGUCAUACAUACUUAUCUUUCCCCAUCACCUUGAUACUGCCUCCAGUCAGUCAUGUACUCCUGAAAAAAAAUGUGAACAGAGCCCUAACAGGAUGACCAACACUCUUCACUUGUUUUAGUUCAGAUAUUAUGGGCCUGAAUUUAAUAUUGGAAUGAUUUGUAAACUAAACUUUUUAGAUAUAUGAAUCACCUGAUAUGAAUGAAGCUUUAAUAUCAACUUGGUCCCGUUAUAAUUACUUUGAUUCUUAGUAGCUUUGAAAUAGUCAAUUUGGUUUGAAAAAGAUCUACUUAGAUUUUUUGUCAUCAAACUGCCAAAGAACUGAUAAUUGCUGUCCAUUCCAAUGAAUUGGUCUAUAUAGCAGACUCUUCUAUGAUUACAAUUUAAUCUCAUAUUUUAUAAAAAUAUCUUUACUUCCUGUAUAUAAUUUGUGCAAUUCUUUCAUUCUAUAUAAUCAAAUGGAAUAUUCGGUCCUGUCUCUGUUACUAGUAUACUGCAUUUUGACCAUAAAAUGCAUAUGUUUGUAUAUACCAGUAGUUGUAUUCAUUUGAUGUCAUAUAUUGUAUGGUCAGUAAUUAUACUGCAGAUUGUUGAGGCCAGUUAAUAAUUGUUUUAUGAAGUGCUAUAGCUAAUUUGAAAAAGAAACCUGUUAUGUUCGUAAACAAGGAAUACCAAGUGUAGCAAAAACAAAUAGGGAAAAUUUAAUAUUUGAUUUCUAGUGUCAAAGACUGUUAAUCAGUUCCAAUUGCUAAAGAAUAUUUCAGUUGGCAUUGUAAAAUCAGUUGAUGUAAUUAACUCAGUUGAAUUAUUACAACAUUCACACGUGUUACCUUGAUAAUCCAGCUUGCUCACUGUUUGUAUAUAUCUAUGUUUAUAGUUAUUGUUAUAAGUUAUGUAAAUAUAUCUGAGAAAACAACAAACCUUGUCUACAAAAUUUUCUCUUUUUAUUCAAUGAUGUCAGUAUUACAAUUACUUGGAAAUGUAAGAGAAUUCCAUCCACGUAUAAAAUCAAGAAAAAUUUUGAUAUGUGUAUAUUAUGCUUUUAGGGAUAUUUUGUGCUAUAUCUCCUGUACAGUGUAUAUAUUAUGCAGUUGAAUAUAUAUAUAUCAGUCUAUUUUCAGUGAGAUAAGAAAAUGUAUAUUUUUUAUGACUAAUUUGUCUGUUUUGAAAGUAUAUUCUCUGUAUGCAUACUGUAUCAUUCCAUGUAAGAACUUUUGUGGGUGGUUUUCCACCUUUUCGAUUGUUAAAAAAGUUUGAAGGUGGUUGAUUUCUCAAGUGGCUCUCAAGUUUAAAUGAGAUAAAUGUACUUCACUUUAUAUGAUUUAUGUGACUUUUUACCUCGAUACCCCCAAGUAAUCGGAUCAUCUUUCCUUUAGUACUUGAACAUGUGUUUGCAUACUUGGACUAAGUUUAUAUAUAUUCCAUCAAAUAGUACUAUAGUUUUCACCAGAACGAAAAUGGGAUGGAUUAACAUAAAGUUUUCAUCCGGAAACCAUCUACAAUGAGCAGAGGGUUAUAAAAGUUUAUUGUAGCAAAUCAAAAUUGAGAUGGAAGCAUACAACAUGUAUCUAAAAUGGUGAACAGUUGAUAUAAGAUAAAAAUGAUAAUUCCAAGUUAUUGAAUGUACAGCUGUGACAUUGUAGCAUAUUUUAUGCCUUUUAUUGGAAAUUAGUAUUUGAUGUUAUUUAGAGUUCUGUAGGAAUUUGAGGAGAAUUUUGUAGAGUAAUCUGUACUCUUGUUUGAUGUAAAUUGCAAAUUUUGUGAGGUUUUUUUCAUUAAGUUUCAUUGGGUAUAUCUAAAGACUAUUCAUUUGAUCAUCAUUUGAUUUCUUUGUCAGCCGAUUUAUCAUAGAACACUUGUUGUGUGAAAGAUGUAAGAUCUAAUAUCAAAGGGUGAAAUUUUUUAUUUAAAUGUGUGAGUAGAGAAAAAUCAGGUUGUAAGAUUUCAUAUUCUUUUUGGUACAAAACCACUUCUCAGGUAUGUGAUGGGACAAAAUUCAGGACACAAUAUUCAUAGCUUUCUGAUAUAUGAUCACUAAAUUUACCAGAUAAUCUAUCUGAUGAACUGAAAUAUUCAUAUUUGAAGAAAAUAAGAUAUUCAUAUUUGAAGAUUGGAAUGAUGAAAUGUAAUCCAACAUUUCUCAAAGCUUUAAGACAGUCUUCAAUUUCCACUUCUUAGUUUAGUAGUAUGAUCCCCUAGCAAGAAUAUAAUAAGAACUUACAAGUUUGAAGAGUAAGAAAAAUUAAAAAUAAAAAGGCAUAUAGAUCUAUGCAGAAGUACUUUAAAUAAUUUGAUAUAUAGUGAAAUUUUUUAAGGGGAUUUCUGAGCUCUGUAACCCAAAGAUUAGCGAUCAAUUAAUAAAUGAACUGACCAAUCAAUACCAAUGUUACCCGCACUUUAGGUUUAAAAUACUGACCAGGGACCAAUCAGUGCAGUUCUUUCAUAUUUGCAAACCAUCGCAAACCUUUGUGUUAAGGAGCCCAGGCCAUGGUGGUUUUAUCGGGGGUUUGUACUACAUGUAGGACCAGCUUGUUGCAACACACCAGUUGAACAAGAUACAUGUACAUAUGUGUGUGACAAUCAUUGGGUGUUCCAUUACAAGAUAUUGGUUAAAUUUGAUAUCAUUACUGUAAUGUACUUCUUUAUAUCACUACUACUUCUAUACAAAUGAUUAACCAAAUGGUGCCAAUAUGUGUUUUGAUUUCUAUGAAAAGAAUACUUGUUUUUGCCUUCCUUUGAAAAAAUGCCUUUUUUGCUAUUAUUCCAACAUUUCCACUUAGUUUUUCAGAAUAGGGCAUUUCUAUAAGCAUUUCUUCUCAAAAUAUCUAUUUAUACUUGUCAAUGUGACAACCCCUUCCCUGCCACAAAAAAAGAUAAUAUAAAAAAUGAUGGAUAUUGAAUAAAGAUAUAAAUGCAUAUCAAAAUUGGAAUGUAGUUUCAAAUUAAGUGCGGUUACAAACCAUUAUUCAGUUUGCACUUGUUUGUGUGGCAUCCGACACAAGGGAUUUCUCAUAAUUCUUCUAAACUGAUUUUUAUGUACAAGUAUAUGACACACAGGAUGACUGGUAUCAAAUACCUCUAGUGCAUCUUCCAUUAUUGUUGGAAUUUGGAGCAUAAUUAGGAAUGUGCAGCAGAUGCACAAAGCUUUUACAAAAUACUCUUGUACAUAUACUUUAGCAAGUUGAAAGAAAAUUCAGAUAUAUUUGUAUAUUUUAAUGUCCUCAGCUGAUUUGUGUAUUUAAUCCAUUUAUUACUAACCUUGUGUCUUUCAUGUAUAGUGUAUACACUAAAUACAGCUAUGUAAUAUUAGACAGCUUCAAAAAUACCUUGAAAAUGAGACAACUGUAAAUGAAAAAUUAUAUUUUGUGUGUGAUUCUAACUUCAUAUUUUGUACAUUUACAUGGUAAUGUAUGUUUUUUGCAUGAAUAAAAUCUAUUGUAGUCCCUAUUGAAAAGGGAAUGUGUUGUCAUAUUUGCAUUAUUUGUGUUUUGUAUUUGCUUGUAGAUGGUUGAUUUCUCGAAAUCAUUACAUUUUGAAUUUGUAAUUUGAAGGGGAAAGUCAAACCAUAAGACCAUAAAUGAUACUUUAUUUUCAACAUUCAUUUUACAACAUAGAUCUUUAGAAACUUAGAAACAAAAGAAUAUCGCGCUCGGACGGCCAACGGAUCGGUUCAAUUUGGAGAGAAGUCGAUCAAGCGUUCUAGUCUUGAAAUGAGUAGGAGUUUGUGAGUGUAUAACCUUUGAGAUGUGAGUCUCAAUAUAAUACCAUUGCAUUUAUAGUAAGUUUCUCCCAAUCUUCGUGUUCAGAUUGGGGGGAUGCUUGGUCUCAGCAGACUUGUCAUGGGGAAGAGAUACGGGGGAUGCCUGCUUUCCAUGUUGAUAUCAUGGUCCUGUUCAACACACCCAGACAAGUAGUGAGUUAAUCGCAAAUA
Lytechinus variegatus (green sea urchin) is the source of this 6029-nucleotide messenger RNA. Its product is annotated as disheveled-associated activator of morphogenesis 1-A-like. The record is from RefSeq and is a predicted model, not a curated record. The transcript is spliced from 13 exons. NCBI's taxonomy places the organism in Eukaryota, Metazoa, Echinodermata, Echinoidea, Temnopleuroida, Toxopneustidae. The coding region runs from base 257 to 1978 and encodes 573 amino acids.